AUAAAUAAAAACCAAAAAAGGGCGUGGAUUGUAUUCAUGAGUGCAUCUCAGGGAAUCGUAUGUAUUUUCUAUUUGACUGUUAUUCUUGAGUCUGAAGUAACCAAUAACUAAUAUUGAAGAUCACCAUGAGGAUCAAUGAGAAGAACAACUACCCAAAAGCAUCAAGUGAGCUAGUAAAUGGGGCCCUCUUGACUUACAUAGCUGGUAUGUUCCUGAUGAUAGCGUUCUGCAGUCCUUACUGGGUUAAGUCAUAUGAUGAGACUUUUUCUGAAUUCAAGAAUAUGGGAUUGUGGGAAUAUUGCUUUGAUCAGUUCCGUUACCCCUACUACCAAUUCGAUCAUCCCUUUCACGGUUGCCACCACGUUUUCAGCCAAGAGUUCUAUGUUAUCAGAGAAUGGUUGCUACCACCAUGGUUGAUGACCACUCAAGCUUUUGUUACCAUGUCAUUUUUGCUGAGUUUUGGGGCACAAGUUGUUAUGGCUCUACAACUAUGCAGAUGGCCUCUAGAGUUGGUGUUGCAAAGAGAAUGGAUAUUGUCUGCUGUUGAUUUUGUAUGUGUAGCAACCACAUCUGUUUUCAUGUUUUUGGCAAUAGUAAUAUUUGGAGGAUCCCAUGCAAGACGUGACUGGCUAAUGUAUCCAAAUUUCAACUAUCUUUGUUGGUCUUAUGGUAUGGCAUGUCUAUCAUUCUUUUUCCAUGUUUUUGCUUCUUUCUUUCUAUACAAAGAGGCACAGCAAAGCUAUGAGAGACGUAGAGAGUCUAAGAAUUUGAUAAUGCAGAUGCACCCCAAUCCUCAGCAUAGAUUGGGGUGGGGUAUGCAGUAAAAAAGUAUAUUUCUCCCUUUGUAGGGGUUCAAUUUAGUAAACAUAAAAUUUUGUUUGGAAUAGUUUUUUGUAAUUUUUUAAUAUGAACAAAGUUUGUAUGCAUGUGAUAUGUGAUAUAGACAGACAUAUGAAUCUCAUAUCUAAUUUAUAGGUUCUUCCCAUAUUUGGGAUAAUAGGGUCCACUCAAUUUGUGAUCACUCACAAUUCAAAUUUAGCUGUAUGGAAAUUUGCUACUUCACUAUGAAUGAUUCAGAGUGUUUGACUUCAAUAAUUACUACUUCUUCUGAAGUGAAUAUUAAGAAAAAUGUUAGCUUCAUUGGAAUUUGAUAAUUAUAUGUUGUCAUUCUAGUUACUUAUAAUAAAUAGUACUUGAAGUAUCUACUUCUUUAUCCGUCCAUAGAUUUACAUUAUUAUCAUUAAUUGUUUUGGUCUAUUUUAUAUUGUUAAAGCUAAUAUGCACAAUAAAUAUUUUUUGGAGCU
Phaedon cochleariae (mustard beetle) is the source of this 1304-nucleotide messenger RNA. The record is from the annotation of a GenBank genome assembly. Lineage: Eukaryota; Metazoa; Arthropoda; Insecta; Coleoptera; Chrysomelidae.